Messenger RNA from Octopus sinensis (East Asian common octopus), 1184 nucleotides. RefSeq lists its product as uncharacterized. The transcript is spliced from 9 exons. Lineage: Eukaryota; Metazoa; Mollusca; Cephalopoda; Octopoda; Octopodidae. Bases 174 to 1121 code for a protein of 315 amino acids. The record is from RefSeq and is a predicted model, not a curated record.
GUUUAUAUCGUCUGCUGACUUAGACUUCCACUUAUAACUUGGCUGGUGUGUAUCUUGGGAUUCUGAUUUCGGUGGCGUCAGACAAAUGAGAGAUAAAUCUUCUAUUGGACUGGAUGCCAAUCUAUAGCAGUAUAAAUCAGUGAUUUCUUGGAAACAUUAGAAGAUUUGCAACCAUGGAUACUUUGUUCAUACACCACACAUGCUGCAGUCCACUUUGCCAACAUCCUUAUUGUUGGAAAUCUGAAAAUAACAUAGAAUAUUGCUGUCCUUUGAAUACACAAGGAAAAUGUUCAAAAACGUCAAAUAAUGGAGACAAAAUCAUCAAAGAUAAAGAAAUUAUCAUAGUUCCAAUACCAGUGUUAGAUUUAGCAAGUUCAUUUGCACUGGAAAAUAACUACACACCAGUGAAGCAUACCAAUUGUAGAUUUUGGAAACAUGUUGCUCUAAUGAAAUCCAAAUCACUGGCAAAUCAGAGUGUUAAUGCUAUUAAAUGUCACAAAAAGGAAAAUACUGUGAUAAAUCUAUGUAUGGUGGAAAGUCGUGUAUGCUCACCUUCGGACAAUAAACAUUUUCGGAACCAAAUGAAUCUUGAAGAUAUCUGGAUUCUUCCUAAAGGAAAAAAGAAAAACAAAAGAGUGCGAAAACCUUCGACAAAUUUUAAUGAUGCAUCACCUUUCUUCAAGAACAAUACAAAAGAAAUAUCAAGCAAUAUUUUGAACAAAUUCACUCAUGAGGCUUCUCCAAGGAAGAUUGGUUUCCACAAAUCAUAUUUGAAAAGGAACAAACACAAAGCACAUUAUCAAACCGUUUCGGCUGAUACACCCUCCAGCCCUCAUCACGUGUCGUGGGAAAAUUCCGAAGUUGGAUUCUCAUUCCUAAGGCGAAAUCAGUGUGAUGAAAGAGAAGGAAGGUUUCAUUCAUCCGCUUCUGCUACUGCUGCUGGACACGAGAAUGGAUUUACUUUAAUACAAGGUAAAGGAUUAUGUACCCGCUCUGCUACAACUUUCAAGACAUGGUCGACAGUACCUUCGCCAGGUAAAAAAGAAACAAAACCGUUAAGCAAGAAAAUAACCGGCACUAAGUUAAAACCAGAGGUAAAACUUCUUAAAGAUAAUGUUUAAUCAACGGAAAGAAGAUGGAAGGAAGCCAAAAGAAUUUAAGUCAAGUAACAAUAAAAUGAUUUU